AUGUGUACACGCAACGUCAUCGAAUAUCGCUGCAAGCAUCAGGUCUCGAGAGGAAAUACGCGUUGCUAUCGCGACGAUUGCCCCGGCAGGACAGACGACCUUUCCUACGACACCGAAGACUGCCCUCAGUGCGAAGGCCACAAGAGAGUCCAAUCUGCGCGAUGGUGUCCCAUGGGCUGCUCGUGCAAAUGCGUGGUCAUGUAG
This is a messenger RNA of Trichoderma harzianum CBS 226.95, 204 nucleotides long. RefSeq lists its product as hypothetical. The transcript has a single exon. NCBI's taxonomy places the organism in Eukaryota, Fungi, Ascomycota, Sordariomycetes, Hypocreales, Hypocreaceae. The record is from RefSeq and is a predicted model, not a curated record. The coding region runs from base 1 to 204 and encodes 67 amino acids.